UUAUUUUCUAUCUCCUUAAAUACUUGACCAACAUCUGACAGACCUGGACAUCUAGAAACUUUUUUUUAUUUUGUUUUAUAUUUUUGUAUAUUUUCGUUUUGUUAAUGGUGCAAUGUCGUCUUUGCCAGGAACGGUACCGCGGAUGAUGCGCCCGGCUCCCGGACAGAACUAUCCCCGCACUGGAUUCCCACUGGAAGUGUCCACUCCUCUGGGCCAGGGACGUGUCAACCAGCUUGGAGGGGUCUUCAUCAACGGCCGCCCGCUACCCAACCACAUCCGACACAAGAUCGUGGAGAUGGCCCAUCACGGGAUCCGGCCCUGCGUCAUCUCACGCCAGCUGCGCGUCUCCCAUGGCUGCGUCUCCAAGAUUCUGUGCCGCUACCAAGAGACCGGCUCCAUCCGGCCCGGAGCUAUCGGAGGCAGCAAGCCCAGGCAGUUAGCCACGCCGGACGUGGAGAAGCGGAUAGAGGAGUACAAGCGGGACAACCCCGGCAUGUUCAGCUGGGAGAUCAGGGAUAAACUGCUGAAGGACGGAGUGUGUGACAGAAGCACGGUCCCUUCAGGUGAGGCCUCCCCUGUGAGUUCAAUCAGCCGUGUGCUUCGAGCUCGCUUUGGGAAGAAGGACGAGGAGGAUGAGUGUGAUACAAAGGAUGAAGAUGGGGAGAAGAAAACGAAACACAGUAUCGACGGUAUUCUCGGGGACAAAGGUAGUCGGAUGGAUGAAGUGUCUGAUGUAGAGUCGGAGCCUGACCUCCCUCUGAAGAGGAAGCAGCGAAGGAGUCGCACCACGUUCACAGCGGAGCAGCUGGAUGAGCUGGAGAAGGCUUUCGAAAGAACCCACUACCCCGACAUCUAUACCAGGGAAGAGCUGGCCCAGAGGACCAAAUUGACUGAGGCCAGGGUCCAGGUCUGGUUCAGCAAUCGAAGAGCCAGAUGGCGAAAACAAGCAGGAGCCAAUCAGCUAGCAGCAUUCAACCAUCUGUUGCCAGGUGGAUUUCCUCCUACAGGGAUGCCAACACUUCAGACUUACCAGCUUCCAGAAUCUAGCUACCAAAACAACACUCUGUCUCAAGAUGGUGUUGGUACAGUUCACCGUCCCCAGCCGUUACCUCCAUCUACCAUGCACCAGAGUGGUCUGUCUAGCACUGACAACAGCUCCGCCUACGGUCUGGCCUCAAACCGCCACAGCUUCUCCACCUACUCGGACACUUUUAUGACCUCCGCAGUACCAAGCAGCCACGUCAACCCUGUCAGCAAUGGACUCGCCCCACAGGUGAUGAGCAUUCUGAGUAACCCAAGUGGAGUCUCCUCACAGCCACAACAUGACUUCUCCAUUUCACCACUCCAUAGCGCCUUGGACUGCUCUCCAUCCAACGUCAUCUCAGGCAGCUGCAGCCAGCGUUCAGCGGAGGCCUCUAUUAAAACGGUGGACAGCCCUCCCUCAUCCCAGUCCUACUGCCCUCCCACAUAUGGCACCACCAGCUACAGCAUGGACUCAGCUGUGGCAGCUGCCGGCUACCAGUACAGUCAGUAUGGCCAGACUGCUGUGGAUUACCUGGCAAAGAAUGUCAGCCUGUCCAGUCAGCGCAGGAUGAAGCUGGCCGACCACACAGCUGUACUGGGACUGCUGCAGGUCGAGACUGGCCCGGCCUACUAGUGCUUGCCUGACAUGUUUAAAAAACAUGAUAUCUGGUCACCAGCACAACCUGCACCUCCUGCUGCCAUCCAUACAAAUAAAUCUGUGUGUGUGUGUGUACAUGUGUGUGUCAUAGACUGACUUCAUGGGGCUGAUAUUUAGAUGUUUUAUACUUUAUAUAAGUGCUUGUUUAAGGAUCGAAUUAUGCAGCUGUCCAAGCUUUAAACAUUCCCCAUGGUACCAUCAAAUCCACAAUAUGGAUUUCCACUUUUAGUAAUACAGUUGUCAUUUGUUCCUCACAUUUAGAAAAAAAGUUUACUGUAUAGCUUUAAACAAGUGAUAAAAAACAAUAGUUGUGAUCCCUGAGCCAACCAGUUAAGGGAGUCAUCUAAAAUAUUACCCACAAAACUUGUGAUGGAUUUUAAUUAUAAAAUAAGAAAACCGUCCUCACCUUAUCAGAGAUCUAAGCUUAUACAGUGUGACAAUGACAGAUGAAUGUUUUAAGGUUGUCACUGCCCACAAUAAAAUAGUGAAAAGUAUGCAUGUCACUCAUCCUGUUAUCACUGGACUGACUGACAUGCAUUCAGACUGAAGGACAAACACCUUUUUUAAACUCACAUUGAUGCAUUUUUUAGUGCACAUUUUGUGUUAAUUGUGCUGUUGAAUUGAUGUUUGCAUUCAGUCUGAAUAAACCUUAAAGAGAAAGUUCACUGAAAAAUGAUAAUUCCCUCAUUACCUACCCGCCACUAUGCCAAUGGAGGGGUGGAUAAAGUGUUUGAGUCCACAAGACACUUGAGGCGUUUCAGGGGUAAAUAGUAUUGCAACGAAAUCCAAUAUAAUUGAAUAGAGUGGCGACCACGUCUUCAAAUGUAAAUUAAAGAGACAGAAAAGUGUCCAUAAGCCCCGACAUUCAAAUUUGACUUGAAACAGCGUCAGUUACACCAUGUUUCUAGCCUAAAUGUCUUCUCAUAUCCUCCUCUGGUGCUGCGUUCACGUUCGCACGUACACACCGCACACACACAAGUGCUCACACGGGUUUGCGGUAGCAUCAAUACUUUUGUUAGCAUUGCUGCAGUUAGUGCUGAGUAUCACUGAUGUUGUCACGUUCCCCUUGGGCAAGAGCAUACAAGCGCAAGCCUGUGCGGUGUGCAUGUGCACGCACGUGAACGCGGCCCCCCCAUGGGCAUAAUGGUGAAUAUACAUUUUUCGGUGAAAGCAGUCACCUCUUGACUGCUGCCUCAAUUUCAAGUGUUCGUCUUCUGAUAGCACACAUUCACAAAUGUUUUGGUGCUUACACUGGAUGUGAGAUUUUCUGCCUAAAUAGACAGAUCAGUAUAAGAUGCCCAUACUUUGGCCAUUUACAGUGUACAUUUACAAAUUUAAUCUGAGGGUGUACUGAAAAGUUGCUGUAAUGGUAAAAUACAAUUAUAAUUGAAAUGUUUUCUUUCAUAAGCAAGCACUUAUCUUAAGCGCCUCAUUUCUUCCUCUGUUUUAGUUCUUGGUCCAGUCUGCUGUGAUCGAUCAGCUGCCUGCCACAAGCAUGUUCUGCAAAUGGCAUGGCCCAUGCCCAGAGGCUUUCUUGAUCAGCAAUGUUGUAGGCAGCUUCUACUUCUACUUUAUAGCCCUGUUACAAGUUACAUGUCACUUGUUGAUGUAGUUGCUUUAUGAAAAAAGCCAGAAGCCAAAGAUGCCAUUCAGGAUUUUCUGUGGAAGAGAAGGAUUCCCUUUGCGGCAGACAUUUAGUCAACAUAGCAGAACUUUUACAUGCCGAAAACUAUGACACAGGAAAUGAGAAAGGGGACAAAAUAUGGGCACUUUGAAAUGAGUGGGCUUGGUUUUUCUUUUUACUGAAUAUCAGCACAAAAUAAUGGCAGCUUACAGAAAAAAAACAAAAAACAAUCAGGAAUCCAGGUGUGCAUGUGGGUUUCCGAAGGAGAUAACACCCCUGUAGCAGACUAAUGUGGUAUUAUUCAGCCAUUCCUCAACGGAUGUUUCUAUUCAGACAUUAGAGUUCCUCUCAUCACUGGGACCUCCCAAAGGGCACUGUGAAUAUUUGGAAGUCAAAGAUUCAGAGAUAGUCACUGCUGGCAAUUUCAACAUAUAUACAUUCGGAGCAUAUUUAAAAAAACAGCUGUUAUUUCUUAUUUCCCCUUAAAACUUUUUUUAUACUUUAGAAGCCUGUGUUUUCUGAUGUGCUCCUGUCUUGAUUUACUGUUGAUGAAAACUCCUACCUAUUAUCUUGAUACAUUUAAUAUAGGCACAUCAAUUGCGCACACGGCCCAGUAAACCCAGUACAUCUAUCAGUUUAAGACUUACUGUUGUUUAGCUAUGUCAGUGAAGUGCUUCCUGCAAACAGUAAUGUGCUUCUGUAUUAUUAUUACUAUUAUUACUAUGUCUUUCUUUCGUUCUUCUAUAUUUAAUUCCAUUCCAGAUUGAUGCUGUGUUUAGUCAUGGGUUUAUGUGAGGAUGAUGCCAUGUAAUUACCGUCACCAUAGGGCACUGGUGUCCUUGUAAACCCAGUCAUCACAUUAUAAGAUAAUCCUUCUUCAUCUCCACAAGAGCCAUGGAAACUGUUUGGACGCUGACUGUGUGAACCUUCUACCUUGUGUAUAUAUAUUUUUUCACUGAUAGCAUACCAAGGAGAACAUUUAGGAUCAAAUGUACAGAUAUGUUUAUUUACCUGACCUCUUCUGUUUACCUCUUGGUCCUUGCUCUGCUUGUUUAGUUUUGCUUUCUGUUUGGCAUGUGUGUAAUAUAAUUUAUUCUACCUGUAUGAUGUAUUAGAAUAGUAUGAAUUUUCUAUUGGCAUUUAUUCCCCUCAGCCUCUUGGUUUGUACACUGUAACACUGGCGUAACUGUUCAUUAAAGCUCUACAAUUGGACCAAG
Platichthys flesus (European flounder) is the source of this 4522-nucleotide messenger RNA. Its product is annotated as paired box protein Pax-7-like. Gene Ontology annotation, biological process: anatomical structure development; regulation of transcription by RNA polymerase II. Gene Ontology annotation, molecular function: RNA polymerase II cis-regulatory region sequence-specific DNA binding; DNA-binding transcription factor activity, RNA polymerase II-specific. NCBI's taxonomy places the organism in Eukaryota, Metazoa, Chordata, Actinopteri, Pleuronectiformes, Pleuronectidae. The coding region runs from base 113 to 1657 and encodes 514 amino acids. The transcript has 9 exons. The record is from RefSeq and is a predicted model, not a curated record.